Messenger RNA from Delphinapterus leucas (beluga whale), 1752 nucleotides. The record is from RefSeq and is a predicted model, not a curated record. Lineage: Eukaryota; Metazoa; Chordata; Mammalia; Artiodactyla; Monodontidae.
AUGGGCAGUACAAUUAUUACCAGAAUAAAUGAACGAGAAGUAAACAUCAGAACAUAUGAUAAUUCCUUACCAAUCAGGGAAUCAAGCAGAAAAUUAUGGAAUCAACAAUACUUCAUUACAUUUCCCAAACCACCACAGCCAGGUAGUAAAAAGAGAUUAAGAACUUCAGAAACACAAACUGCAGUUCUUCUGAAGGAGUAUAAGAAACAUGACAAAAGAAAUUUAGAUGAAGCUCAGAAGCCAGCUCAUAUAUGGAUAACACAUUCGUUAAGAAAAACAUUUCAAAGGUCGUCUAUUAAUUUAACUAUCAGGAGACAGGCUUCAUUCAGACAUUCUUAUACUCUUAUCACUCAUUCUAAAAAGGCAGAAUCUAAAAAGUCCAAAGAUGACAAAAAAGGAACAACUUUGAAGAAAGUUUCCAAGAAAGCUAUAGGCCCACACAAAACAACUUUAGAAUCCAAGAAAACAGUAAAUAAUGAGAAACCUAAAAGAGGAAAUAAAGCAGAUAAAACUCCAUCAAAAUCAUCACAUGAAAGUCAACUAUCUAAGAAGUCAAAGUCCAAUUCAGAAACAAACCCAGAAUCCAAAGGUUCUAAGUCAGUCUCAAUAAAGGAUAAAAAAAAAGAUAAGAGAUAUUCAAAGGAUUCCAGGGAGAUGGAUUUUGAAUCCAUAUGUACAAAGAAGUAUUAUAGGAGCUCAAAGAACAAUCGUGAUGCCAAAUCAGAGAUUUGCUCAAAAAGUAAUUCAAAUAUGGAUUUAAUGAUGUAUUUAGAGGAGUCUGGUGCUGAACCCAUGGAAUUUGAUAUGUGGUUAAAUAACUACUCACAGAAUAAUUUUAAAAAGCUUCCAAAGAAGGAUGCAAAAAAGGAUACAAAGGGGAAGGGCUCUGAUGCUGAAUCUGGAGAUUCAAAAGAUGCAAAGAAAGAUGAGAAGAAAGAUAAGAAAAGUACAACGAAAGACAGCAAGAAGGGUACAAAGAAGGACGCAGAGUCUACUGAUGCAGAAUCUGGAAACUCAAAGGAUGCAAAGAAAGAUUCAAAGAAAGGUAAGAAAGAUUCAAAGAAAGAUGACAAAAAAGAUGGCCAGAAGGAUGCAGAAGAAUCUGUAGAUUCAAAAGAUGCAAAGAAAAAUUCAAAGAAAGAUGACAAGGAAAAGGAUGCCAAGAAGGAUGUUGUGUCUACUGAUGCUGAUUCUGAAUCUGAAGGGGAUACAAAAAUGGAAAAAGAUUCAAAGAAAGAUGACAAAAGGAAGUCUACAAUGAAGUCUGAAGAGUCUAUUGAAACCAAGUCUGAUUGGGAAUCAAAGAAGGACAAGAGGAUUAAAAGAAGGUUAAGAAAGAUUAAAAAAGAUGCAAGCAAGAAGGAUGCAAAGAAGGACCUAGAGUCUAGUGAUGCUGAAUCUGAUGUGUCUUCCAAGAAAAACCUAAAGAAGCCUGAAACAUUGAAAAGUUCAGAUGCUGAAUCUGAAGAGUCACUAUAUAAACUUAGGCCUAAAAGGAUAGUUGAUGAAUCAGAUGCCACAUCUACAGAUUCAAAGAAGGAAGCACUGGAACCAAAGAGAAAUUUCAAAAUGCCAUCCAAAAGGACUACAUUCAAAGAAAAAGGGAAAAAAGUAGGUACAGGUAGAGAUCCUCCAUCAAGAGAAAGACCACCACUACUUCCUUGUGAGACUUUACUGCCAUCACCUAGGGCCAAACGUCUCUGUGGGUGCCAGAAUCCUCCUCCACCUCCAAAGCCAAGAUAUGCUCCUUAG